Urocitellus parryii (Arctic ground squirrel) is the source of this 1872-nucleotide messenger RNA. It is a transcript of the gene C4H11orf91, whose product is annotated as chromosome 4 C11orf91 homolog. NCBI's taxonomy places the organism in Eukaryota, Metazoa, Chordata, Mammalia, Rodentia, Sciuridae. The record is from RefSeq and is a predicted model, not a curated record.
CACACACACACACACACACACACACCCCAUGUGUAUAUAUAGCAUUCACUUGUAGAGCUGUUACUGACUCUGACUUUGACUCCUUAUGCAUUUACACCAACAAACAUUAGGCUGAGGCUCUCAAGGAAAAUUUAUUUCCCCCAGUCUAUGACUAAUACUCACAGGCUAUUCAUAUGCAUACUUAAGCACGUCCCUUGGACAGAAUGUCCAGGUCUCUCAUGAAGAACAARUGAACUGAUUGAGGUGGGUCCAGCAGGAUUUCCUUUGGUGGUUAUCGUGUUACCUGUCAGCCCCUGAUAUUGUACAUUUGGUAGAGAACAAAACUUCAUCAUUUCCUUCAGGGCCAUUACAAAUCCAGACCAGAAUUCUGUUUUCCAAAAUCUUCUACGACACUGCUAAGUGUGCCGGAGAAACAUGGAUUGGUUCUAACAGCCAUUCCCAACCAAUCCUCUUCUCCUUUGCUUCGCCACUGUGGGGAAUGAGCAGUCAGCCACUUUUGUCUCCGGGGAUCUGCAGGGAGGAGUGGUCACUAAGGCAAUGAGGGAAGUGUGCUGGCGCAGGGGGAGACUGUUGGGAAACAUUUUCUCUCCCUGAUAAAAGGAGAGAAAGGCUGAAAAAGGUUUUCUCUCGCAGCCUGGGCCAACUCCUUGCUUCCUGUUUCUGGGUAAGAAUAGACACGUACAGGCUGGAGGAACCGAAGAGCAGCUGGAGCAGCCAAGCGGCCAGGCUGGAAGGCAGCGCUGCGUUAACCUGCGGGUUAGGCCUUGGGGCGUGGCCUUCCCACCAUAGAGGCGAGCCCUGACGUCAAUGGGUUCUGGGGCGUGGCCUCCGGACUUCAGAGCACCGCCUGUCUAGGGCGGGGCUGGAGAGAAAGGGUGGGGCCGCGCUCCGUCGGGGCGUGGCCUGUGGAACCCGAGAACCCCGGCGACACGGGGCCCCGGCGCGAGUCUCUGGGCGCGGGGUUCCUCCCACGCAGCCUCUCAUUCAAAAGAUGCCGAAGGGGCGGCGCGGCAGUCAGAGCCCCACGAUGAGCCAGCGGCCGGCUCCGCCCCUCUAUUUCCCUUCCCUCUACGACCGCGGCAUCUCCUCGUCCCCGCUCAGCGACUUCAACAUCUGGAAGAAGCUCUUCGUGCCGCUGAAGGCSGGCGGGGCGCCGGCCGGUGGGGUGGCUGGGGGCCGACCCCUGCCUCAGGGACCUCCGGCCCCGGCCCCUCCGCCGCCGCCUGGCCUCGGUCCCCCCAGCGAGCGCCCCUGCCCUCCGCCGUGGCCCUCCGGCCUGGCCUCCAUCCCUUACGAGCCACUGCGCUUCUUCUACUCGCCGCCGCCGGGCCCCGAGGGGGCUGCUUCACCCCUGGCCCCCGGCCCCGCCACCCCACGGCUUGCCUCCGCCUCCCACCCAGAGGAGUUGUGCGAGCUGGAGAUCCGAAUUAAGGAGCUGGAGCUGCUCACCAUCACUGGGGAUGGCUUCGACUCCCAGCGCUAUAAAUUCCUGAAGGCGCUAAAAGAUGAGAAGUUACAAGGACUGAAGACCAGGCAACCUGGAAAGAAGUCGGCCUCUCUGUCCUGAGCUGCUGCCCUCCAGAGCUGGGCAGCCGCCUCCAUAGGUGUUAGUGCUUAGAUAAUGUCUCCCAUUUGUUGUCAUUUCAAAGAUGGUUAUUUUCUGUUCUGUAUUUACUGCUGUUCUUGUUGCUCCCAGCACAUACUUCACAUACAAUACCCACUUGUGUGGUAAAUCUCAUGGUCUCUCUCCUCUGUGCCGCUGCUGGGGGAAGUCCCUUAUAGGGUAUUGAAGCUGCUGCUAAGCCAGCAUUCAGAGUUUCCUGACAUGAGAGGAAGGGCCCCCCAAUAUCACCACAUUCACACAAACCAGAA